AUAACUAAUAAACUGAACGGCUUAAGGUUCUUGUAAGGUUGAUCUAAUCUCAUAUUAGAUCCCCCAUGCUCAACAAGUGCUUUUAUUAAACAUUUAAAAUUAAAAAGACUUGAGACUAAUAACAAGAGAUGAUAAAAGCAUAGAAAACAACAUAACCAAGUACUUUUUAACACAGUUUCCACUCUUUACCAGAAAUAGGGUUGAACUUGAGCCAUUUAUCAUCUCUCCGGAGAGAUACAUUGCCAAAGAUCUUGAGUCGCCCUAAUGGUAGAACCACCUUUACGACCUCACCUUCUUGGGUAAACCCUCUGCUUCGUCAUCUUCGCCAUUCCCUUCCCCAUCGCCACCACCACCAUCACCCUCAAAACCCAUCACAACCCAAGUGAAGAUGACCGACGAUGGGGAAUGAUCCCUCGAUCCUUCUUAUGAGUUAUGACAUAUCCCAAGGAUGGUGAGAGCUUGAGGGAGGUGGCGAUGUGCUUUUAGGCCUUUAGUAGCGGGUGAGUGGUGGAGGAGGAGAGUAUCUUCCAAGCAUAUGCUUUAAGCACAACCUUAUUUUAGCACACUAUUACUCUCACUUUUUCAAGUAUGUCAAUAAUUUAAGUGAGAAAUUUGUAUUCCAAUUGUGGAAUCUACCUAAGAUUUCCCCGUCUUUGAGUGCUCCUAUCCUCUCUCUCUCUCUCUCUCUCUCUCUCUCUCUCUCCAUUUCUCGUGUUUUGCCUUUUGGCUCUUUGCCUCGGGAGAAGGGACUUCAACAACCACUAUGAUGCUCCCACGUAGCACGCAUCCAACGGCUCAAAACCAAUCAUACCCGAGUGGAUUCUAUGAAGAUAUAUUCAAUGGCGGGACUCCACGUGGACCCCAAAAUUCAAUUUCUCGUAGAGGAUGUAUCGGGUGCGGUCGAGUGCACGGUUACGUGGACCACGUCCACUCUCCGCCGUAGGAUGCCAGCGAAGCGUACGUGUAGAGAGAGGAAUAUUGGACAUCUGAGGCCUCCCAUGUCGUCGCUAACCUGCGCAGCUUAAGCUCUUUCUCUUUUCUUUGUCUCUCUCGAUCUCAAAUACUAAAGAUAUAGAAACGGAGAUCGCUUGCUCACUUGCGCAGAUUCAGAUCAGUUUCUAGGGCUUAUCUCCAUGGCUGCUCCACCUGCAAGGGCUCGUGCUGAUUAUGAUUACCUCAUCAAGCUUCUUCUUAUCGGCGAUAGCGGUGUGGGGAAGAGUUGCCUUCUCUUGCGCUUCUCUGAUGGGUCCUUUACUACCAGUUUUAUUACCACCAUUGGUAUUGAUUUCAAGAUAAGAACCAUCGAGCUUGAUGGCAAACGGAUCAAAUUACAAAUCUGGGAUACAGCUGGUCAGGAGAGGUUUCGAACCAUCACAACAGCUUACUAUCGAGGAGCCAUGGGUAUUUUGCUGGUGUAUGAUGUUACUGAUGAGUCAUCUUUCAACAAUAUUAGGAACUGGAUUCGCAACAUUGAACAGCAUGCUUCUGAUAAUGUCAACAAGGUAUUGGUGGGGAACAAAGCUGACAUGGACGAAAGCAAAAGGGCCGUGCCAACCUCCAAGGGUCAAGCUCUUGCUGAUGAGUAUGGUAUCAAGUUCUUUGAAACUAGUGCAAAAACAAAUUUGAAUGUGGAGGAGGUUUUCUUUUCAAUAGCUAAGGAUAUAAAACAAAGGCUUGCAGAAACUGAUUCCAAGGCUGAGCCUCAGACAAUAAAGAUUAACCAACCAGACCAGGCAGCCAAUGGUGGUCAAGCUCCUCAAAAAUCAGCUUGCUGUGGUUCAUAAAGGAAAUGAAAAUAUGCGAGACCAGGGGAAGGUUCUUCAAGUGACACUCCUGCAGGUGAAAAAACUAGUUGUCAUAACAAUAUGGUGGGCACUUGUUUCCGUUCCUAUCAUUUUUUUCAACUACUGGCUUUGGCAUGUUAAAGUUAUUUUUAUAAUUAUUUUGUGGAAUUUAUUCUAAGAGUACUCUCUUUUGUCACCUCCUCCUUUUCUCUCCCACUCUUUUUCUUUUACCUUUUUUGGGGGAUUGGUAUCACAGUGAACCCUGAUAUAUCUGUUGCUCUUCUUGAUGUAGAAAAGAUAAACUGAAGUGGCCUUCUUUGUGUUUCAGAAAAA
Molecule: messenger RNA, 2117 nt
Organism: Vitis vinifera (wine grape)
Lineage: Eukaryota; Viridiplantae; Streptophyta; Magnoliopsida; Vitales; Vitaceae
Product: ras-related protein RABE1c
Exons: 8
Coding region: 1134-1784 (216 amino acids)
Biological process (GO): regulation of exocytosis; protein secretion
Cellular component (GO): plasma membrane
Molecular function (GO): GTP binding; GTPase activity
Source: RefSeq, a predicted model, not a curated record